GGGCGUCGUUGGCCGCUGCCCCGUCUCCUCGACCAUCGCUCGGCGUCGUGGCUUCUCAGAGGGUCUGCUCUCACCUCAGCUCAGGGAGUUCGGACCACCCGGCUAGCUCGUGGACAUGGCCGGGCGUGGAGGCACCUACCCCGCCGUGUUCGUGGUGGACAGCCAGGCAGGCCUCCCACCCCUGCCCCCCAAGACAGGUCUCCAGCAGGCCCGGCGGCGUGCAGGCCCGGCCCAGACCGUGCUCUUCCUGCUGGUGGCUUUGGCUCUGUGCGGCGUGGUGCUGGAGGCCUGCUUCAUCUAUCGCCUCUACACCACUCAGCACAGCUCCAAUCAAGAAGGCCUACGAACAGAUGCAAGGAAAGGUGACCCACAGAAGAAUGGUUCUAUGGUCGGCCCAAAAACUAGACCGCGUACGGUUCUGAAGCCCUCAAAGCCCCUGGCCCAUCUCACAGCUGGUGUUGAAAGACCAGAUAAGUAUGGUGUUAUGCACUGGCAGAGCUUAGAGCCCGAAGUGCAUGAUAUGGAAUACAGGAAAGGUGAGCUGCUCAUCAAGCAGGAAGGCUAUUACUACGUAUACGCCAAGCUCUGCUUCAGCCUGGAUAAUGACCUGUUUCACUACGCCGUGAUGAAGAACACGUCGCGCUACUUGGGCCCUUCCAUCGAGCUCCUGCGUUACCGCACGUACCAGUUAAAACCCACCAAAAAAGAGUCCAUGGGCAACGGCUACCUCGGAGGCGUCUUCCAUCUUAUCAGGGGCGACAGUGUGUUUGUUCAAGUUAAAGGCAGCUCCUCUCUUCGGCUGCAGUAUGCGGCGGACAACUUCUUCGGCAUGUUCAUGCUGUAGCCAGAAUUAGCACCACACCUAGCACACAAUGUCAUUCAUUUAUACCUGGUUUAUUUGGGGUAUUAAAGGUGCAAUACACAAUAUUAUUACAAUUAGCUUGAAGUUAAUUUGCAUAUGACAGGCUUGUUGCCCCAUCACAGCCAAAGACCAUCCAUACUCACUGAUAGCUGUGGGACAUCAUUAUGUAUCUUUAAUUUUUUCAUUUAUACUGCAUAAGAUUUUACUUUAAAGAUACCUUUAAUGUACAUAGCCUGGAGCAUUCUCACAAACCUUUCCAACCCUGGGGUCAGUUUGUUCAUUUGACUCAAGCAUUGUAUUCCUCAUAGAUCCUUGCAGCAGGAUGUGCAUUUAAGCAUUUAGUCUUGGACUAAAUCCUGAUUUGCCAUUAAAAUGACUUACAAGUGCUAUAUAAUAAACUUGACUUGACAAGGUUAACUUACAGUUGAACUUCUCUCUCCAUUACAGUAGCACAGACAUUUAGAUCCUAACUGAAGUCUCUCAAGCCUACAUAUUAUAGGCACUUUUUAAAACUUGAUAAUACAUAUACUGGUUACUGAGUAUUUUUAAGACUUCAAAAUCAAGCAAUUUUUAGCUCAACAUUAAUACUUUUAUAACUAUUUCUCACUUUGUUAUAAGGUCUUUACUGUUGGGAAAACCUUUUUAGUGAAGUGUUUAGUGAAAUAUCUUUUAAACUGAAUGUAUUAUCUAUUGUACCUUAUCUAUUUUCUAACAUAUUUUUAAGUUUAUAACUGUUUUACAUUUGCAUAAAUAAGAAUAUUCUCUGCAGUGCAGACCAUAAUUAUAACUGACAUGGUUAAUUUCUUGUUAUCUGAUAUUUUAUUAUCUACUUUGA
Molecule: messenger RNA, 1697 nt
Organism: Electrophorus electricus (electric eel)
Lineage: Eukaryota; Metazoa; Chordata; Actinopteri; Gymnotiformes; Gymnotidae
Gene: tnfsf14a
Product: TNF superfamily member 14a
Biological process (GO): immune response
Cellular component (GO): membrane
Molecular function (GO): tumor necrosis factor receptor binding
Source: RefSeq, a predicted model, not a curated record